Molecule: messenger RNA, 2827 nt
Organism: Phlebotomus papatasi
Lineage: Eukaryota; Metazoa; Arthropoda; Insecta; Diptera; Psychodidae
Product: aminopeptidase N-like
Exons: 4
Coding region: 1-2757 (918 amino acids)
Biological process (GO): peptide catabolic process; proteolysis
Cellular component (GO): cytoplasm
Molecular function (GO): metalloaminopeptidase activity; zinc ion binding; peptide binding
Source: RefSeq, a predicted model, not a curated record
AUGUCUUUACGUUUAACUAACACAACAGAACCAAUAGCUUAUGAAUUGUGGAUAGAGACGAAGAUUCAAGAACGAAUUCUCAACUACACUGGAAGAGUGAAGAUUGUUCUGCGAGCAUUACAACCAACUAGUACAAUAGUGAUCAAUUCCGAAAAUCUACAAAUAGUCAACAGAACUCUCCAUAAUCACCUGAAUAAUGAAAUUCAAAUAUCACACCACGAAGAAUACAAAAGAGAAACAAUUCUAGCUUUCUUCCUUGAGGAAACUUUAAGAAUUGGUCAAAAUUAUGUUCUAGAUAUCCACUUUAAAGGCGUCCUUCAAAGUAUUUCCCGAGGAUUUUCAUAUACGCGCUAUGUUGAUGAACAUGGAGAAACAUUUUAUGUGGCUAGUACAUUUCUUCAUGUUACAAACGCUAGAAUGGCUUUUCCUUGCUACGACGAACCUCACUACCGUACAUCCUUUACCAUCCACAUUACUCAUCAUAACUCAAUGAGGGCAGCUUCAAAUAUGCCGAUUUUAUCAAAAACCAAUAAUUCAGAUGGAACUAUCACGACGUCCUUUCAAGAAUCUGUCUCAAUGUCCGUUAAUUUAGUAGCUUUCACCGUUUGCAACUACGGAUCUCGGAAGGUGGUUAUCGAAAAAAAAAAUCUAGAAAUCAGUUUUCUCGUGCCUAAACAUCAACUAGAUGAAACAGAUUUCGCCGUAGACUUCAUAACUUUUAUGGUGGACAAACUUGAAGAAUACUUUGGAAUUGGAUACAAUCUCCCAAAGCUUGAAUCCGUGGUAGUCAAUGAUUUAACACACAACGGACUGGAAAACUGGGGACUUAUGGUUUACGAUAGCAAAAGUCUUCUCUACAAUAAGAACUUCACAACUCCAUCUCAUAAAAUGGCCAAUGCCAUGACAAUCUGUCAUCAAUUAUCCCACAAUUAUUUUGGGAAUCUUGUUGGCUUUUCAUGGUGGAAUCAUGUUUGGAUGAUUGAAGGAUUUGCCUACUACUACGAAUACUAUUUCACUAGCUUUUAUCCGAAUGAUUGGCCAACAAAUGAGCUAUUCGUAACGGAUUUCGUACAACCCUUAUUAGCAGAAAAUUCAUAUUUAAUGACAAGUUCACUUAGCACCUACGUAGAGCGUCGCAGGGAUAUUGAAAAGGUUUUUAGCCUGGGAAUGACCAGUAAAGCUGCUAGUAUUAUAAGAAUGUGUGAACACAUGUUGGGAAGGACAACGUUCCAGAAAGGACUCCAAAAGUAUGUAAAGGACAUGGCAUUCAAAGUAGCGGAACCGAAGGAUUUCUACAGAAAUAUUCAAGAAGCAGCUGAUGAAGACAAUUCACUUCCAAGAGAUGUUAAUGUAGAAGAUGUAAUUAAUUCCUGGAUAGAUCAACCAGGAUAUCCACUUUUGACAGUUAUGAGAAAUUACGAUUCAAAUGAGAUUGUUGUGAAUCAGCAGAGAUUCCUCUCGUCACGCGGAGAAGUUGAUAAUGAACGAAUAACUUGGUAUAUUCCUUUGUCGAUCAACACUGCACGGAACCCUGAUAUGAACAACACUAUGCCUAGGGCAUGGCUGAAACAAGGAACUCGAGAACUGGUUAUCAGAACUGAAGAAAAUCUAACAUGGACCUCAGAUGAUUGGGUUCUCUUCAAUGUUCAACAAACCGGAUACUACCGGGUAAAUUAUGAUUUACACAACUGGAAAUUACUAGCAAACGAUCUCUACGGAGAAUAUCCCUGCAAUAUUGGUACUAUAAACAGGGCACAACUGAUAGAUGACUCUUUCAGUCUUGCCUAUUCGGACAAUAUUCAAUUUACCGUGGCUCUUGAUAUCAUCAAGUACGUAAAGUUUGAGAGAGAAUAUUCAGUCUGGGUAACUGCAAAUCGUCAUCUUCUAAGUAUGGAUCGAAAAUUACAAGGAGAUUCCUACGAGUUGUAUUUUGGAAGAUUCCUUCAGCAUCUAACGGAUGGUCAUUUUGAGAGACUGGAUGUUUUUGAGGACAAUUUAAGAGAUUGCACGAGCAAUACAUUUCUACGGCCAAUUAUUGUUCAUCUGGCUUGUCGUUCGGGAUCAGGGAAAUGUUUGACUGCAACUAGAAUUAUGGUAACUGCGGAAGCUCUGACGGGGCAUGUCCUUGCUCCUCGUGAACGACCAUCUGUGUACUAUUGUCAUGGUCUCAAGAAUGCCGAUGAGAAUACUUUCCAGUACUUCUGGAAGAAGUUGAAAUCCUUGACGAAUGAUCAGGAAAGAAAAAAUUUAGUACACUCAAUCGGAUGCUACCACAAUUCCGAUUCUGUUUAUUCUUUACUCCUGGAGACGGUAGAUCUCAAUGCAACGGACGUUUUCUACACAAACUACGAAAGACACAGCAUUUUGUGGAAUAUCAUUCGAAAUGGAGAUGUGAAAGUUGUUAUGCGUUUUUUGCGAGAGAACCAUAACACCAUUGCAAGGACGUAUACGUAUAAUUUUCGUAUGGAAAACAACCUAAAAGAGAUUGCUGACUGUUUACCGGAAGAAUAUCAUCAGGAGUAUACAGAAAUUUUGGAAAUGCUUGCAGCAGAGGGACAUAUCAGUAGGAGUCUCAUGGAAAGGUGCAUUAUUGAUAUGGAAAAUCAUCGGAUAUGGGUUAAUGAGAACAAGAUUAAAAUUGAAAAUUGGAUCGCGGGAUAUUUCCAACCGAAGCUUGAGAAUUCUGGUAUGGAUAUUACUGUAUCUACCCUUGUUGUUCUUAUCGCAAUUGGACAUAUAUUUUUCCCAAUAUAUUAGCAUGUUUAUCAGAUGAUUAUCUUGUCGAAGUGUAUAUGUCUAUUAUAUCAAUUUUAUUACAAUAAAAGAG